UGGGGAGGGGACAUUGAGGAUGGAACACUAGGAAAGGGACACCGUGGAUGUUGGGGGUCAGGACCACUAAGCACCAAGGACCACCCACACUGGAGACACCGGGAUGGGGAACACCAGUGGACAUUGGGAAAGGGAAGACUGGGAACGGGGCCACUGGGGACAGGGACAGCUGGGAACAGAGCCCGGGGCUACCCGGAAAGGGACAGCCAAGCCACUGUCUCUCUCCCUGGGCAGUGGGUCGCCAAGGCACAGCAGCAUCACAGCCAGCUGCAAGAGUAACCUAGGCAGCUGCCACGGAUCCUGGCUCACCGGAUCCCCAUUCCCACAGGGUCAACUCACCAUGGCUGCAGCACAGCUUGUCACCUGGGGGAUGCUCCUGGCCACCGGAGUCCCUGCCAAGGCCCAGGGGGUGCUGCCAGCAGGGCUGUCCUUAGGUGGGGACCCCUUGCACCGCCCUGCCUGGGGACAGCAGUGGCCAGGCCCAUCCCCCACCUGGGAGGCAUCGGGGGAUCCGAGUGGUGCCGGGGCCCCAAGGAGUGAGCGCUGGGGGGUCAAGCACCCCGUGCACUGGUCCUUGCCACUGCAGGCAGGGGAUGGCACCAGGGCACCCCUGGAGAUGGAAACCACUAUGACAGGCGCUGAUACCAAGGUCUGGAGGGAUGGCAGCACAGUCCUGGCUGUGACAGAGGAGCCACUCGUUGCCUGGCAAGGGCACGAAGCGGAAGGCCAGGACAGCUCCCUGCCCCAUGGCUCUGCACUGAGUACACUGGGCCCUGAGGUGCCCAUGGACAGAGGGGCAGAUUCUCCAGGGCCACCCUGGGCAGGGCAGGGCCUUUCCCUGUCCAGGCACAGCAUCUCCAAGACCCCCAGCCCUCAGCCAACCGUAUCCACCACUGACCUGGACCCCACGCUGGCAGCGGGCAUGAGGACAGCGGGACACACAGCGGCAGAGGGACACACAGUGGUCCCGGGCCUCUCUCAGGAUGCACAACGCACUCCAGCCAGCAGCCAGUCGGUCCCGCUGGGCACAGCCCCCGUCUCUGAUCCCACAGGCACGGGGCCAGACUGGGGUCUCCAUGCCAGCCCUGGCUCUGUGCAGCUGGUGGGCAGCUGGGGGGACACGGGAGAGCCCCCCAGCCCCUCCCCGGCUCUGCCCAGCUCUGCCCCACAGCUGCACCACACUGCCCAGUCCUGGGGGCUGGCUGAGCCCUGGACUCGAGCGCUCCCGUCCCAUCAGCGCAGCACCCGGAGGGCUCCACUCAGCCACGCCACCACCAGCCCCGGCGAUGCGGGCCCCCGGACAGACCCUGGGACUACGGGGCAGCAGGGACCCCAGCCCGUCCCAGGGUCUGUCCUCAGCACCGGCCCUGCGCCACCUUCCUCCUCCAGCACGGCCACCCCUGGUACCCCGAGCAGAGGGCUGCUGCCCGAGGAGGACGUCGGCUCCCCGCAGCAGGUCCGGGGCGCCGUGGGCCCUGUGAGUGUCCCAAAUGACACCAAUACGACCCCACAGCCAACGGCACAUCCCACCACGGGGACGCUCGGGACAAGGCACCCAGACACGCCGGGGACGCAGACCCCAAGCCCCAGCACUGCGACCCCCUCGGCCACGUGGCGACGGGCAGAGAUGACGCCUCAGCCAGUCCCCCGAGAUCCAUCAUCGCCGCAGCCACACUCCACAGACCGUGCCCCCCCGGCGCCGGUGGCCAACGCGACCGGGCUGCGCUGGGCCGAGCUGCAGCACCAGCUGGGCUUCUCCUGGGAGGCUCAUGUCUAUGGAGUGGCUGCCGUGUUCCUGCUGCUGGCGCUGGGCUGCCUGGCCGGGCUGGCGGGGACAGCCAUCCUGCGGCCCCCACACCUUUUCCACGUUGCGGGGGCCCACGGGCUGCUGCUGGCCGCCUGCCUGCUGCGGGCCACCUUCCUGCUGCUGGAUCCCUACGGGGCACGGGGCCGUCUGCCCGCUCCGGCCCUGCUGCUGCUCCACACAGCCCCUUUCCCCCUGCUGCUCGCCGCCUUCGCCCUCCUGCUCCAGCGGCUGCAGCGCCUGGCCCAGCUCCAGCUGCUGCCGUCGCGGCUGCGGGGGCUGCCGGCGCUGGGGGCUGUGGCGGCCCUGCAGAGCGCGGUGAUGGGGACCGCCGACCUGCUGCCGCCGCGGCUGGGGCUGGGCGCCGCGCUGGGGCUGCAGGCGCUGGGCUGCGCGGCGGGGGCUCUGCUGCUGCUGGGGGGGCUCUGGGGGUGCUGGCGGCUGCUGCGGGCGCCCUGCGAGGGGCCGGGGCCGCAGCCGGGGCCGCGGGCGCUUCUGGCGGCGGCGGUGGCGGGGCUGCCGGUCUGCGGGCUGCAGCUCUUCGGCGCUGUGUGGCUGCGAGGAGCCCUGGGGCCCCACGGGCGCUUCUCCCGGCCCAGCUGGGCGGCACAGCUCUGGCUGCGGAUCGGCGAGCUGGGCACGGCCCUGGCGCUGCUGGCGGCCGCCGCCGAGCCUGUGCGCUGUCGGUGCCGCCGCCGGAGCCCGGCCGGGCACUCCUGCUGGGCCAAGGCACUGCGGUACUUCUGCGCCGGCCGCAAAGCUGAAGCGCCCGAAUACCCCAACAACUGCUACGACUGGGCCGGUGGCAGCACCGGCGGCACCGGUGCGGAGCGGACGCCCGCCAAUGACAUCUCCAAGAACCUCAUCCGCAACCCGGCGGAGCAGCUGCCCCUGCGGGCUCUGAAGGACAGCAACGAGGUCUGGGCAGCCGGCACCGGGAUGCCGGGGCUGAGCCCCAAGUGCCCCAACAUGUUGGCCGCCCGCUCCUGCGCCGCCUUUGAGCAGGGCUCGUCCCCCUCCCUGGGAGAGCUGAUCUUCCGCCCGCCGUCCCCCAUCGACCUGCGCCGCAGCAUCGACCAGGCGCUCUGCCGCCGCCACCUCCUGCACGACGGCCUCUUCGCCCGGCCCCGCCGCGGCUCCGGCUCCUCACUGCACGGCUCCCCAGCCCCUGACCAGACCCCCAGCUUGGGGCGCAUGGUGCGCUGCAGCUCGCUCACGGAGCUGCCCGGCCCCCGCCAGCCCCACGGGACCAUCACUGUCACUGUCACCGCCUCAGCCAGCUCGCUGGAGAGCAGCUCACUGAAGAUCAGCUGGAACCCCUGGCGCCAUGGGCUGUCCUCGCCCGACAGCCUGCACCUGGACGAGGCGCCCAGCCGGGUCCCUCUCCUGGUGCCCGCUGGAGCCGCCGGCGGGGAGCACGAGGGUCCCCGCGCCUUCCCAGCCCUUGGCAGGGCGGUGGAUUCCCGCAGCCUCUCCAGCGACACCAUUGAGCUCUGAGCCCGGCACAGGCAGAGACUGGGGGCGCAGGAGGACGAUGAGCCUACAGUGAGGGUGCGGGGGUCUGAUCCUGUGCCCCGGUAGGGCCGGGCAGGGGCGGUUCCAUUUGUGCCAAAUGAGAGAAAUAAAAGAGUUUAUGCUAGGA
Molecule: messenger RNA, 3446 nt
Organism: Lonchura striata (white-rumped munia)
Lineage: Eukaryota; Metazoa; Chordata; Aves; Passeriformes; Estrildidae
Gene: PRRT3
Product: proline rich transmembrane protein 3
Source: RefSeq, a predicted model, not a curated record